This is a messenger RNA of Halteromyces radiatus, 2278 nucleotides long. RefSeq lists its product as uncharacterized. Lineage: Eukaryota; Fungi; Mucoromycota; Mucoromycetes; Mucorales; Cunninghamellaceae. The record is from RefSeq and is a predicted model, not a curated record. Gene Ontology annotation, molecular function: SUMO-specific endopeptidase activity. Gene Ontology annotation, biological process: protein desumoylation. The transcript is spliced from 12 exons. Bases 266 to 2230 code for a protein of 654 amino acids. Gene Ontology annotation, cellular component: cytoplasm; nucleus.
GGUUAGUAAAAGUAGAAUCAUUAUAUCAUAUCAUAACUGACAAGAAACAAUUUUUAUGUGUCAUGAUGGUACUAUACCCUUUGUACAUUUAAAACACCUGGAAACCUGCUUGUUCCAAAUUUGGCAUUCUCCCCAUUUUCAAACAGCGACUGAUUUUUUUUUUUUUUAUAUGUAUAUUCUUUUUGCUUUGUUCUUUUGACUCCUCUUUCUUCUAUCAUAAACAGAAAAUAGAUCUUUAUAUACCACCAUUUAUUAAACACUUUUAAUGCAUCGAAAAAAAUUUAAAGAAGAUAUAUCACCUCAAGAUGACGAAGUACUUUUAUUAUCAAAAUAUAAAGAUCAUAAUCAACCAUCCAACCUUCUACGGGAACGUUACAACAGAAAUAAGAGGAAAGGAAACCCUAUUGCGAUUCCCAGUAAUCAAGAUCGAAACAACAAAAUGAAAGGAAAACCUACAUCUUUCUCUGAUAUAACUUAUAAUACUUAUUACUCAAACAGAAAUCAACAGCUUAAUAUUCCCAGACCUCAAAAAAACUUGGUUGGAAAUAUGAAAGGUGCUAUUGAAUCCAAACGAAAAGUUCCAAAGGAAUCCCAAAACGAAUCUGAAAACUCAACUGUUAUAUUAUCAAGUGAAGACGAUGAAUUUUCUUCUGGCUCAAGUCGAAGAUCAAAGAAUAUUGAAAGGCGAUCAUUACCACAAGAAUUUAAUGAAACAAAAGCUACACAUGCGCUUCAAUCUUCCAUUAGUCCACCAUUCCUCAACAAGAAAAGACAUCAACCUAAUCAACUAUCAACACCAAGAAGGCCAUUUUCAUUUGCAUCAGGAUCAUUCUCUUCACAAAAAGCACCAUUAUUUCCUCCUAUACGGAACCCCUUUACUGAACAACUUCACCGUCAUGUACCAAAGUCUCCUCCAAAAGAAAUCUCCCGAUCUCUUUCAACAUCACCACCUGUUGUACCAUCAUAUCCAACAACAACAAGAUCGCAACGAACACAGCCAGAAAUCAAUCCAGUAUCUCGACAUAUUAUAUUUGAUGAUGAUGAUGAUGAUAAUGAUAAUGAUGAUCACAAUGAUAAUGAUAAUGAUGAUAAUAAUAAUAAUACUCCUUCAACUAAAUCUCAAGCCACAAAUCAUUCUCAUAGUACAGACGAGCCUUCCUAUUCUGUUCGGACGAUGUUGAAGGACAACUUUUACGAUUAUACUACUCCUGGUUCAAAAGAUAGAAUAAAAACACAGCCUUCGAGUCUCACAACAAAAAGACAACAACGAUCUACUGGCAGGAAAGGAAGAUCUACAAUAGAAAAGACAAGCGACCUGCGGGAUAGUACAAUGGGUGAUGAAUCUCUAGAUACAACACCUGUAGAACUAUCUGAUGAAGAAAUGGGUGAAAUGUCUGAUACGAUAUUGUUUACUUAUCCAGUGGAUCGUAGCAAGGGAUCGAUUACUAUUACAGUAGAAGAUCAAACUCGAUUAGAACCUACUAUGUUUCUCAAUGACAGCAUUAUUGACUUUUAUUUGAAAUGGUUGAUGGAUUCUUACUCUGGUAUCAAUAAACAUUAUCGCAAUAAAAGACGAAAUAGAAGGGCUGUAGAACAAACUCAUAUAUUCAGCAGUUUCUUUUAUAAUCGACUCAUUCAAGGCUCAGAAAAAUCGAUCUCUUAUGAAAAUGUAAAAAAAUGGACUUCCAAGAUUAAUUUGUUUGGCAAGAAAUAUGCUAUAUUCCCCAUCAAUGAAAAUUGGCAUUGGUAUCUUGUUUUGGUAUAUAAUUUAGAUAAAUGUAUUCCUGGACAAACUGCUUUGGAUCCUGAAGUACUGGAUUUAUCAAGUGAUUCUGAAGGUGAUCGAUCCCUCACGGAACCUCAUAUCUUUGUCCUCGAUUCAUUGGGUGGACGGCAAAAGAAAUGUACUAUGAAUAUCAACGACUAUUUGGCACAAGAAGCAGCAUCACGAUUACAUGUAGAACCUACGGAAUUUAUCAAACCUCGAUUUCACUAUGCUUCUGUACCAAGACAGGACAACUCUUGUGAUUGUGGGGUAUUUUUACUUCAUUUUGUGGAUCAAUUCCUAAACUCUCCUCAAAGUUUUAUUGAUAUUCUUUUGACCAAAAAUGCUACAAGCCCUUUAUGGAAAGCAGAUGAAAUUAAGGAUAAAAGAAAGGAACUUCAAGAUUUAUUCUUGGAUAUUCAUAGUGAAUAUGUUGCCGCACAUGUUGGAAAAUUGAUUAUGUAAUUUUAGUUUAGUUUUAUAUUCCAAAUAUAAAUGAUGGUUUUUACCCUU